Messenger RNA from Clupea harengus (Atlantic herring), 2966 nucleotides. It is a transcript of the gene iqub, whose product is annotated as IQ motif and ubiquitin domain containing. NCBI's taxonomy places the organism in Eukaryota, Metazoa, Chordata, Actinopteri, Clupeiformes, Clupeidae. Gene Ontology annotation, biological process: cilium assembly; flagellated sperm motility. The record is from RefSeq and is a predicted model, not a curated record. Gene Ontology annotation, cellular component: motile cilium; acrosomal vesicle. Gene Ontology annotation, molecular function: protein binding.
UGUUACCAAGGCAACACCCAAACACACUAUCCUCACUAGAAAGAAACAUGUCUCUACCUACCUAGACAGAAACAUGUAACUAGUUCAACUAGGGCGAGUUAACAAACAAUCGUAGUGGCAACUAGAUUUGUCCUUUUAUAUCGAGUUUUACUUUUUUUUUAAAUUUAAGACGUGUAUGAAUAAUUACGUAGCUAUGUCCGAACAGGAAGCUGGAGCCACAAAUCCAGAAAUGGCCGAGUAUGCCCCUGAAGUUCUUAACGAAUCGGUUUCAGAAAACGGAACGCAAACUGAGGAAGUCCAAGAUGCGCAGUUGAUACCAACAAAUAUUUGCCCAACUUUUUUGACCUCAGGCGAGAUUGGUCCCCGUGUCAUGGCUGAGGAAAGUUCUACACAGGCUCAAGAUCAUCAGGAGGUAGCCAGUCAUGUCAGGGUUACAUCUGAUUUGGGAAACUCCACGGCCAGUGUUAAGAUUAUGUUAAUGCCUGAAGGACAUAUGAUGACAAUAGCUUUUACCAUUGGUGUCACUACUCGAGAACUGAAGGAUCACUUUGCCAAUGAGUUGAAAGUUCCAUCAGAAAUCAUACGGCUUUCUCUUGAUGGGAAGACUGUGGGGGAUAAUCAGACUCUCAUUGACCUGGGGGUUCAGCCUCACGGCACUAUUCAACUAGAGAUGACCUCAUCUGACCCCGAGAGGCACCCCAUCCGUCCAGUGAAACCCCAGCAGUACAACAUGUCAGACGUCAUCACUGUCAGAGUCCAGACAGAAGCAGGCACUUAUCAGGAUGCAGUGGUGGAAAUUGAGAGGGCCACCAGGAAGAAGGCUUUCCUGGGAGGUUACCGUCACAAGAUAACCAACACAGAGUUCCACCAUGCUGCAGUACAGACCAUGGCCAAGAGGAAACCUGACAGAGGAGUGGAGACCUUCAGCCGUGACACACAAACAGUGGACACCAAGAACCAGGCUCAGCAGUGCGCCAACAACACGUCCACCCAAAUGACCAAGAUUGGCUGCUACAUGUCCAGCAUGGAGGACAAGCUGAUCAGCUCAGGCCCAUAUGUUACCGCACACAAGCACCACAGCAAGAGACUCAAAGCUGUCAUCACUCUGCAGACGUACUUCAGGCGUUGGCUGGCCAAGCGGCUGACUAGCCUUCUACGGAAGGACAGGGAGUUCCGUCGAAUCUGGUUGGAGCAGGAUGAGGCCCAGAAGAAGCAGGAGAAGGAGGACUACAUCAAAGCUGAGCAUCACAGAAGGAUGCACCCGCAGAACAAGGGGGAUUUUGAUCUCCUCUACAAUGCACUUGAAAAUUGGAGGAAGGAGGAGACGGAGCAGAUUGAGAACAGCGCUCUGAGUGGGCCUGAGCAGAGGGCAGCCCUGUGCGCCCUGCUGGAGAAGGAGACGCAGCUCAUCGCCUCCAUCGGACGCCACCGCAUCGUUGCUGGCGAGAGGAACCAAUCCACGGCUGUGGAGGCCUUCCUGGAUAAGUGUGCAGCUCCCAAAAAAUGGAGGGCAUUUGAUGGCAGGAUCACCGAGAUGGACACCCAGUUCACCCUCCGAGCCAGGGAACUCCGAGAUCUGUACACCAGCAUAAACCUGCGGUACCUCAGCCCGGAGGAGAGAAUGGACGUGCUGCUGACACUCAAACACACAGUUAAGGAACAUGACUGCGUUCUGACCCAGAAUAUAGUGGAGCUGAUAGACAGGGAGACGGAUCUCUUGAUACGGAGUGUGAAGGAAGUCAACCUGGAGGGUCUGAGGAAAAGAAUCGCCACUCUCCUGCUCCAGUACAUCAAAACCCCCUCAUUCAACCCGCAAGUGACCAAGCGACUGAAGAUACCCCAAGACCCAGCCAAACUCAGGAAAAACAUCUACUUCUGCCGUGGCUGCAACAGCUAUCUGCGCUCCACCGACUUUCCCCUCACUGCAAAUGCACGAGUGGUGGGCCAAUGCCGCCGCUGCAGUGAGCUGGACAAUGUGGCCCGGCACAGGGAAGACUUCUCCCACUACAAGAACAUCCUCAGGCGUCUGCGCAAGGCCGAGGCUGAGCGCAACCCGGACGCCAAGAUCCCCUACCUGCUACAGGAGCAUGACUUGCGGUACCUGGUUGAUGUGGUGUGGGGGGCCCAGUCGGCCCUCAGUGCCUGGGACAGCCUCCACGACCUGUCACUGGUGCGCUGGGAGCAGCUCUGGGAGUGGAGCCCCUGGAACUGCAUCCUGCUCACCAAGAACGAAGCUGCCGCUCACCUCAAGGUGGACAGCAUCGAGAAGGCUUAUGGUGUCGUUUUCAUCCGCAACGUGAAGCACAGACACACGAUGGCUCGCAAGUACUUCUCCCAGAUCCCUUUGAUGACUGAGUACUUGCACGAUGUGGAUUCCAAACCUGCUGCUCAUAGCAAACUACUGGUGGCCAGGCCAGUCGCCACGGUGACUAAGUAAAGGAACUCUAGUAGUUCCAUGGCAACACAAGAACUUUGUGUCCCUGCCUUAAAGAAGCAUUUCUACUUUCUUGCCCUUGAAGACACUUCAAAGGACAUUGAAGUGUGCUCAUUUUUCCUCUCACUGAUCUGUUCAUAUAAGUCUAAAGCAACAGGAUCCUUUAUCUCAAAAUUAAACAUACCUCUCUGUCUGCUGAUUUUGUCUGCUCCGUUUACUGCUAGUUUUUUAUAAUGUCUGCCUAAUAGCAUCAGUGUGGGUCAGUGUUGUUUCAGUGAAAAUGGACCUAGUCGAACCUUGGACAAAUAUAUUUUGAAACAUGUAUAUAACCACAUACUCAGGAAGAUAUUCACCAUGACAUCGUUAAAAGGCUUCAGCUUGGGCUUCACUGUAGUGGAAGGGGUAACACAGCCGUUUAGUGUAGUCCAACGAUCUUUAGUGGAUUGGGAUGGAUAACUCCAGCUACAUACACCAGAAUGAGACAUUUCAGAUUGACUAUUUAAAGGAAAGGUCAGGAGUCCUUUAAUGUGGU